GAAAGUGGUUAUCACCGUAAACCAGUCCACCAAGAUUCAAAAUUAGACCAGGAGUUCGUAGCAUUAUUUUUCGCUCUCUCAUACACAGGCGCACUGUUCCAAGCUCGCGGCAAUGCAACAUGUCGACCGGCGACGAUGCCACCACCACCGGACCAAACCCCACUCCACAUAUACAAAUAUAUCGUGAUUCUAUCUCAAGACACGGUUCUCAUUCUCCAAAUCCUACCCAAACCCACCAACUCCGCACCUCCGACUACAUCGACUUCGACAACGAAGAACUCUUCAACUCCAUCAUCGACCUUACCGCCGAUCAACACCACGAACACCAAGGCAGCCGCUCCUCUCCUACAUCAAAAUCAUUCAUCAAUUGGCUUCCCAUCCUCAAAUUUUUCGGUGUUUCUUCAUCCAAUUCUUGCCAUGGAUCCUGCUCAAUCUGUAUGGAUGACUUCGAAUUGUAUUCAGGGGUGAAUCAAUUGCCGUGUAAGCAUGUUUUUCAUUCAGAUUGUAUCGUUCCGUGGCUUCGUAGGAGCAAUUCGUGUCCCUUGUGUCGGUACAAGUUACCGGCGGAGCAAAAUCCGAAGAAGUUGAAGAGGUAUGCGGUGAGUUUGGGGGAUCAGGAGGGCGGAUUUCAUGAUGCAAUGUUAAGGAAUGGGUAUGUUCAGGCAAGGAUACGGUCGUCUUCUUCUUCUUGGUCGCUUAAUGGGCAGAUUGGGAGUGGUUUGGCAGCGGCUGGAAAUAGUGAGGACUCGGUUUCAAGCCCGUUGGUGCAAAGGGAGAGUGAUGCUACGGUUGAUGAAGAUGGUGACACUUUCAUGCUUGAGUCAUGACUCCUUUUGGGGCUUGAAAGAAUUUUAUGUUUUAUUUGUGGAUACGUUUGGGAACUAUAUAUGUUAACUAGAAGCAGAACACCAAUUUCUCAUCUAUAUCAACUACAUGGUUUAAAGAGUCAAUCUGUGAUAGCAACAGUUGCUAUUAUGACAGAAUAUUUUACUGAAAAAGAGUAAAGUUGUGAUAGCAACAGUUGCUGUUAUUUAGAAAUGAUAGAUGGCACUAGAAAUUGACCUAGUCAUGUGCCCUAUUAUAUUGUGCUAAGUGUUGAAGAGACGGUAGCUCGCUUGAUGUACCAGGGGUAGCCAGAAAUUUUAAUUUGGGGUGAUUAGUACUAUAUAACUUAAAUUUGACAUUAUAAGCAUAUAUGAUAUUAUUGUUGUUUUUUAUAUACACACAAAUACUAUAGUUUAUCCUCUUUUCCAUGCA
Cornus florida is the source of this 1257-nucleotide messenger RNA. RefSeq lists its product as uncharacterized. Gene Ontology annotation, biological process: protein ubiquitination. Gene Ontology annotation, cellular component: cytoplasm. The record is from RefSeq and is a predicted model, not a curated record. Bases 120 to 827 code for a protein of 235 amino acids. The transcript has a single exon. Gene Ontology annotation, molecular function: ubiquitin protein ligase activity. NCBI's taxonomy places the organism in Eukaryota, Viridiplantae, Streptophyta, Magnoliopsida, Cornales, Cornaceae.